Molecule: messenger RNA, 4566 nt
Organism: Podarcis lilfordi (Lilford's wall lizard)
Lineage: Eukaryota; Metazoa; Chordata; Lepidosauria; Squamata; Lacertidae
Source: the annotation of a GenBank genome assembly
AUGGCGGACGUACUGGACCUUCAUGAGGCGGGCGGCGAGGACUUCGCCAUGGACGAGGAUGGCGACGGUAGGGAGGGGGGGGGCUGAUGAAUUCUGACUUUGCUUCUCCCCAGUAUUAUUAGUAUUAACGGUUAAUUUAAUUCACUAGUCACAGCAGCCCUGUAAGGUAGGCCGGUGUGACCAUUUCCUAUAUUGAGUAGAGGGUGGUGACGGUGGCGCUAUCGUUUAGAUGAGAAAGAUGGAACGAUUUAUAUACCGCUUGAUCAAAAUAAACAGCACCUUGAGGUGUUGAAGGCUUGAGGUACCCAUUUUUAGGACCCUCCUUGUUUCUGUAAUUCCAAUAACUGCUUUUAAUACUGUGUUUUUGUUGCUGUAACUCGCUCUGGGACCUUGGGGUGAAGGGCGAGUGAAUUAGUAAUAAAAUACAUGGCUGAGGCCCUAGAGACAGAAGAAAGCAAGCGCUUGGAACAGCCCCGCAUUGUAGUCUACUAUUAUUACCCCUACUUUGCAAAAGAGUCUGUCGUGGACUGCCCCCCCCCGCCCCCGCCCAAGGCUGCACUGUAUUGUUAGGAGACCUUCACAGCCCUGUACUGUAUCCUUGUUUUGUAAAGGAGGGAAGCUGAGGACAAAGAAUAAAAGUUUUACCUAAGGCCAGUUAGUGAGUUUCGUUUGCAACAGUAGCCAAUGUGGUGCCCUCAAGAUGUUGUUGGACUGCAACUGCAACAUCCGGAGGCCACACAUGAACCUUUUAGGAAAGCUUUCCUUGCAGGGUGGCUUACAAGUAAUAGACUAAUUACAAUACAGUGGUGCCUCGCAAGACGAAAUUAAUGCGUUCUGUGAGUUUUUUCGUCUUGCGAAGCACGGUUUCCAUUUUUUCAAAAAAGUCUUCAAAAACCUCAAAAAAGGCUACCACACCGCGUGCUAUGAGUUGCUCCUCGAAGUCAAGUCGCAACUGCACCUCUUCAAGCAAUGCACCCUGUAUUACUGUAACGGUUUUAAGAAAAAGGAAACAAACUUGCAAGACGUUUUCGUCUUGCGAAGCAAGCCCAUAGGGAAAUUUGUCUUGCGAAGCAACUCAAAAAACCAAAAACUCUUUCGUCUUGCGAGGCAUUCGUCUUGCGAGGUACCACUGUAUAGAAAACACAUGAUUAAAAACUUAAGAACAUGCUAGCUACAAUACAGUAGGUAACAGGUCCAUGCUAAAUAUUGAAACAGUUAUGCUAUACUUUCCCAAUACAUUCCUCUACUUCCUUCCGUGGGUUGAUUCUGGUGUUGUUUUCUUCCCCAACCCCAUUUCAUUAGUUGUUUCCCAUCUCAGUGGUUUAAGGCAGCCUUUGCUGACCUGGUGCCCUUCAACUACAACUCCCAGCCAGGUGGGUGAAGGCUGGAAUAAGCUGCAUCUCGCUCAAGGUUUCCUCCACUCCCAGGCAACAUGUGUACAUAAUGCCUUGGAUAGGGCUUGAGAGUGCAUGCAGGUAGAGACAUGACACCCAUUUAGAUAGUCACUUUGACCCAGCCUGUUUGAUCUCUCUGCAGAAAGCAUCCACAAACUGAAGGAAAAAGCGAAGAAGAGGAAAGGCAGAGGGUUUGGGUCAGGUAAGGUGGCUGCCUCAUAUAUGUUGCUUAGAUGUGUGUGUUUAUCUCAGAGGUUACGUUAUUCGAUUGUCUUCCCUUCUUUUGCCUGAAAAAUAUCAGUGGCAGUACAGUGGAACCUCAUGUUACGUACCAUCCUCCUUACGAAUGCUUCAGGUUACGAGCUCCGCUAACCCAGAAGUAGAUGCUCCCGGUUGCGAACUUUGCCCCGGGAUGCAAGCUGGAGUCGCGCGUCGGUGGCGCGGCAGCAGUGGGAGUUGCCAUUCGCAAAAGCGCGCCUCAUGUUAAGAACGGUUUCAGGUUACAAACGGACCUCUGGAUUGAAUUAAGUUCGUAACCGGACGUACCACUGUAUUGCCAGUUGCUUUGAUCUGCCGUUGGUUGCCACGGGGAUCAGUGGGCUGCCAGUUAAAGCUGGUCUUGCUGGGUAGCCAGAUUUUGUUCUUACCACUGCCCUUAGAGGAAAGGGCACGGUGUUGUUGCCAACCUCACACUGAGUUUUCUCCAUAGCCCUGUAUAAUUGCCCUCAAAGCAGAAAGGGUGUGCUCAACACUCAUGCUUAGUUUCCAACUUGCCAGAGUGCAGGAAUCACAUUCAUUGCUCCUGGACAGCUGCAACAGCCAGAAAAAGUGGACAGCCUUAUGAGCAGGCUCUCAAGCUGUGGCUGUGAGGGGAGGUGGCUGCUUUCUGGGGGAGUUACUCUGUGGAGUGUUUGACCUCCGGGGGAAGCAUUGGAAAGCACAGGGUUGUCAUUUUGGAGGCACUCAGAGCCCCUUCCCUGAAGGAGUUUUAUUAGGGAACAUCAUUGCAGGUGCUUCAGAGGGGAUGACUGUGCAGAGUGCUAUACUUUCUAGUUAUUGGGACUAAGGAUGUGAGAUCUGGGUUGUGGUAUCCCUGAGGGUGAAGCCUGGGGAAAGCUGUCUCUGCUGCUGAUGUGUAAUUACAUGCCAUUAACCUAAAAUAAGGGUGUGGGUGUGUUGGGAGGGUUCCACAGCACCGUUAGUGCUUUCUAAAUCAUAUUCUGGUUGCUUUGUUUUUUGUUUCUUUGUGUGUUGGUGCAUACAAUCAGAGGAGGGUUCCAGAGCCCGUGUCCGUGAGGAUUACGACAGCGUGGAGCAAGAUGGGGAUGAGCCGGGUCCCCAGAGAUGUGAGUACGUGUCCAGAGAGCAUGUUCUCUCUCCCAUGUCCCGCCCACCCUAAUUGGCCAAUGGUAACCUCUCUUUCCUUUGCAUGGGGCAGCCCAUGUUGAGAUGUGUUCCUCCAAGCACAGCUUAUGACUCUUUUUUUGUCCUGCUCUUCGUUGUUACAGCGGUGGAAGGCUGGAUUCUCUUCGUCACGGGUGUCCACGAGGAGGCCACCGAGGAGGACAUUCAUGACAAGUUUGCAGAGUUUGGGGAAAUCAAGAACCUCCACCUGAAUCUUGACCGGCGGACAGGUUACCUGAAGGUACAGGGGUGUAUGCUUUUGUGUUCUUUCUGGACAUAGUCAAGGAACACACCUUAGUAGUGCAUUGCUAUAACUACCAAAAGCCUCAGAUCUUCUCCCUGUGGCAGCAGGCACAGAUAGGUUCUAGAAGCUGGGGGAGUGGGAGCUAUCUGCAGGUUUCUCAAAAGAGCCAUGGGACAUGCACAAAAGGCAUUGAAAGGAAAGCAUAAGAAGAGGAGGUUGCUUUUGUCAAUAUGUUGUUGCAUUUUGUCAGCCUUAUUUCUUGCCAGUGUGCUUGUCAGUGGUGAAUCCUGCUACAAAUAAGGUGUCCUGGGAUCAAUCAGUUAGUCUGACCAGGGGAAGUUUGUUCAGACUGCAGUAGUGGAAGAGAAGGAAAGCAAGGACUCUCCAUCAGUUCAACUGAGAGACCAGCAACUUUUGGCACCUAGUGCUCUUGAACUGUUUCCCAUUCCAUCCAGUUGUUAAAAUAACUGUAUGACUAAGAAUGUGAGCCUGAGUUUGCCCUUUUCCUUCUCCUUCUUGCUCUCUUUUCCUUCUGUAUUAUGUCCUUUAGAUUUGGCUGAAGAACAGUCUAGAAACCCUUCCAAUAAAUGUUUGAGUGAAUUAUGUUUCUUCCCCUGAACGUCCUCGUAUUUUACAGGGCUACACCCUGGUAGAAUAUGAAACAUACAAAGAAGCCCAGGCAGCCAUGGAGGGACUGAAUGGACAAGACCUUAUGGGGCAGCCGAUCAGCGUGGAUUGGUGUUUUGUCAGGGGACCUCCGAAAGGGAAGCGAAGGUGAGAUUUUCCCAUGAAGAAGUGGGACGAAAUUGUACAUUUUUUGUCACAGUGAGCUAAAAGGUGGUGCUUACAGCAAACUAAUAAUACUACAGCUCUUUUUCUGUCUUCUGUAUAUGUUAAAGCAGGAAAGCUAAGAUGAAUUUAAUCAAAAGAUCUGGCUGUUGUCUGGGCCCCGUUAACCUGUUUUUGCAAAACAAUUUGAACAUAACGGAAGACACACUUUACAUACCCUUUUCUAAUUGUCCGUAGUUUUUUAUGUGUUCUGUUUUUUGUCUUCAUGAUCUCUGAGACUCCCUGCCACUGUUCCCAAUUUCAGAAAGGGAACUGAGUCAAGGCUGCCCAGUGGACUGAUUAUGCAGCACAAGCAUGACCUGAACCCAGGGCUAAGGCACUGAGACUGAUCGGGGGGGGGGGUCCUGUGUAAUUGCAUAAACAAGAUUAAAUUGCAAACAUUUUUGGCUUUGGGGCCUGCCAGAUUCUGGUCUUUUGCCAGCAGCAAGCUCUCUUCUUCAUCUACCACUUCCACACUGUGCUUAGAGUUGCCCUCCGUUUGUGGCUUUGGGGCAUGAUAAAUGGAGCGCAGUUCUCCAGCAGAUACUUCAUGAGCCCCAUCCAGUCUUGUUAACUUUCUCAGCUUUUGCUUAUGGAGAGAAACUCAGCAUAAUUUAAUGGACCUCUUUGUCUCCUCUCUUUCCUCUCAGGGGUGGCCGUAGAAGGAGCAGGAGUCCUGACAGAAGGAGGCGCUAA